Pipistrellus kuhlii (Kuhl's pipistrelle) is the source of this 516-nucleotide messenger RNA. Its product is annotated as cancer/testis antigen 1. Lineage: Eukaryota; Metazoa; Chordata; Mammalia; Chiroptera; Vespertilionidae. The transcript is spliced from 4 exons. The record is from RefSeq and is a predicted model, not a curated record. The coding region runs from base 1 to 516 and encodes 171 amino acids.
AUGCAGGCUGAGGGUGGAGGCGCAGGCCGCGUGGCCGAACAUGGGGCAGGCCAGGCCAGCCUGCAAGGCUCCGGCAGCCAACAUGGCCCCGGAGGCCACGAGGACCCCGGAAGAGGCGGCAGCGGGGAGGUCGGUCCCUCAGACAGUCUGGCGACAGAGAUUGCGCUGGCACUUGUCACCCCCGAGCUGGGCGCCGAUGCCUGGCAGCGGCCAGAUGGACACGACGAGCCCACAGCCGCAAGCUACCUCAUGGUGCCCUUCCCGUCGUCCAUGGAGGCGGACAUGGCCAGCCGGCUGCUGCUGCCUCACGUCCAGGCCCAGGAAGGGGUGGGCUUGAAGGAGCUCACGGUGUCUGACAACCGGCUCACUGUCCGGCUGACUGGCGAAGACCCUUUCGAAAUCCGAAGUCACAUCACCUCCUGUCUCGACCAGCUGUCCCUGAUGGCAGUGCCCGCAGUGCUUCCUUCCCUGGAGAGUGGCUUCCGACAGAAGUUGCCACUUUAUUCUGGGGCCUAA